AUGCGCUUGCAGCAUGGAGCCUCUAAAAGCUGGUCAGGCGCUAAAGUUGGAAUUCACCAGCUUGCAGGAUCUAGUGCAUGUAACAAGCUAAACGAGGGUGUUGCCUUGUCGCUUCUCACUAAAAUUGACAAUGUCCAUGAUGACCAAUACUCGGUCAAUGUUUACCCGAAUGAUGAUUGCACCGGCCAUGUUGUCGGAACUAUUCAGAACAUGAAUGGGUGCCUUAAUAAUCUAUAUGCGCCCAGCAACACCGUCGGCAAGUCAGUCCAACUUGUCCCUGUUUCUAAGGAAUCCGAUACGCCGAUAAGCAAAAGCUCUGAGACCGACUACCUAUACAACCUUCCCGUGCAAGAUGAAGAGCAUAUGAAGGUUCCGAUCGCCCACGGCCUCUUCCGCAGUGUGGAGAAAGCUAACCACACGGAAGACGGCACCUACGUUGACGAGGCCUUUGGCAUGUUCUUGACCACUGAUCUGGAGCAUGUCAGCAGCAUCCAGAGUAUUUGGGCCAAUCCAAUCGAGGAUGCAACCUCGGGCGAUCUUUGA
Aspergillus viridinutans is the source of this 543-nucleotide messenger RNA. RefSeq lists its product as uncharacterized. The transcript has a single exon. The record is from RefSeq and is a predicted model, not a curated record. NCBI's taxonomy places the organism in Eukaryota, Fungi, Ascomycota, Eurotiomycetes, Eurotiales, Aspergillaceae. The coding region runs from base 1 to 543 and encodes 180 amino acids.